AUGGCCGCGGUGGUUCGGCCGCUGCUGGCAUCCCAGGCCUGCCAGACCUGGGUGUUGGGCGCUCGCUGGCCAGUCAGCGCUGAGCAGAGAGACCAGUAUUGGGAUCAGCUCCACAACCACAUACACUCCCACAAAGAGCGUUCUCCUCUUCUCAUCGUGGGAGACCUCAACUCACAGCUUCUUGAAGAGCUACAGGAUAUCACAGGAGCAGUGGGCCCCCACUUUCAGUGGGACAAAACCCAGCAACAGGAUGAGGAGGAGAACACUAUGGCAGGCCCCACCAACCAAAGCCAACUUCGCGACCUCAUUGACGCGCACGACCUCUGCGUCCAACUGGACCAUGCGCUCAUUCACAAAGCAUGGCGCAACCUUAUCCACGAUGUGGACACCGCGCCAGAAGCGGCUCUUAACAGCAACCACUUUUUGGUGAAAAUCACCUUCAAAGUGCGCACUAAGGCUUCUCAGCGCAAACCAGCCAAGCCGCGCCGCGUGCGAAACCCCACACAAGAGCAGAUAGCCUGCUUCAACGCGCACCUCACAGAGGCACUCCACAACCACAGCCAAGCCACCACAGACACUCCCGACACGCGCCACCAGCCACCCCUCCCUCUCAUCCACACCCCCACGGAACUCUGGGCCCCUUUCAGGCAGGCCGCCGCUGCUGCUCUGGAAAGUUGCAUUCCAGAGGAGCCACCUCGCCAGAAGCACCCCUGGAUCACGGACGCCACGUGGACUUUGAUCCAACAGAGGGCGGAAGCCCGCUCCUCACAGCGCUGGGACCUGGAGUCCGAGUUGCACAAGAGCAUCCGCAAGCAAGCGCGAAAAGACAAGGCCAGCUGGCUCAAAGCUCGGCUUCUGGAGUCAGAAGCCGCCUUGGACCCACGCGACAAAUGGCGAUGGAUCAAACGCGUACGCUCGGACUACAAGCCGCGUACAGUUUCCAUCAAAAACGCGAAGGGCCACAUGACGAGCCAGUCCCAGCAGGCGCAAACGUUCGCGGACUACCUUCGCGACGAGCAUUGGGCCCCCCCACAGCAGGACUACACAGGCCCCACAGCCCCGAUUUGGGACGCUGCCGACAUCAACGUCGGUCCCAUCAGCAUUCGGGAGUACCAAGACGCGGUGGCCGGCCUAGCCAACAACAAAGCUCCAGGGCCGGACGGCCUUCCAGCCGAGGCCUGGAAGUGGCUUACUGCUGAGAAUCAGCAAGCAUUGUUGAAGAUCCUCAACAGAGCUCUCCUCACAGGUCAGGUCCCGCAUGACUGGCUGGCUGCAAUAGUGGUGGAAAUUUACAAAGGCAAAGGAUCCCUCACAGAUCCCUCCAGCUACCGGCCCAUCUCGUUGCUCAACACGGCUUACAAGCUCCUGGCAAAAAUUCUCCAUCUUCGGUUGCAGAGGGGAUUGGAUCACAGGCUUCGAGACACACAGUUCGGUUUUCGCGCCAACCGAUCAACCUCACAGCCGAUCCACAUCUUGCGGAGACAGCUGGAGCGGGCAGAAGCUACGGGCAACUCCCUUUAUGUGGUACUUUUGGACUGGGAGAAAGCCUUCGACAAAAUCCACCCCCAAGCCCUCCACACUGCACUCACGCGCUACGGCGUCCCACAUCACCUCACCAACCUCAUUAGCAACAUUUACACGGCCCCACAGUUUAAUGUGUCCGCUGCGGGACACACCAGCUCCACCGCCACAGCUAGUUCAGGUAUCAGGCAGGGGUGCCCGCUGUCCCCUUACCUCUUCCUCAUUGUGCACAGCAUGAUCAUGCACGACGUGGACGUUGCCAUCACAGCGAACGGGCAAAAUCUGCCAUGGCUUUACAGCCAAAACCAGGCAUUCUACGAUUUGGCGUUUGCUGACGACACUGCUCUCAUGUCGGGCACUGCCGCCAAAACCGAACAGCUUCUCCAUGCGGUUCAAACCACAGCUGCUCACAGCAACCUCAGGUUGAAUGUCAAGAAGUGUAUGUUGCUGAGAUCCCCUGCCUCCAGCGGCGCGGUGCACUUCACAGAUGGGACUCCCGUCCAGCAGGUUGACCAUGCCAAAUACUUGGGGGUCAUCUUGAGCAGCGACUCCUCUUCUCACAGAGAUGUGGUUCAGCGCAUUGCCAAGGCCCGGAAGAACUUCAAUGCACUUCACAGCUUCUGGAGACACGCAGAUAUCUCCAGGAAGUGGAAGCUUCGGAUCUACAAUGCAGUUUUUGUCCCACUCUUGACAUAUGGCAUGGAGUCAGCUGCCCUCACCCAGUCAGAUCUUCACAGAUUGGAGGCCUUUCACUCACAGUGCCUUCGGAAGAUCUGCAGAAUAGGCAGCACUUACUUCACAGAGGAGAAGGGCAAGGUGGACAGCACAGUGCGCGAGAAUGGCUUGGCACUGGCUUUUACAGUCACCUACACCCCCUCCCUCACAGUCCCCACAACUCCCACAUGCAUUUCUCCAACUUCACAGAGUAGCUGUGGACCGGAAAUUUUGGAGCAAGCUAGUGGGGCUGCCAACGUGCAGUAA
Molecule: messenger RNA, 2502 nt
Organism: Symbiodinium natans
Lineage: Eukaryota; Dinophyceae; Suessiales; Symbiodiniaceae
Source: the annotation of a GenBank genome assembly